This is a messenger RNA of Aphanomyces invadans, 2469 nucleotides long. RefSeq lists its product as hypothetical. The record is from RefSeq and is a predicted model, not a curated record. The coding region runs from base 53 to 2344 and encodes 763 amino acids. The transcript has 6 exons. NCBI's taxonomy places the organism in Eukaryota, Oomycota, Saprolegniomycetes, Saprolegniales, Verrucalvaceae.
GAAGCGUGGAUCCAUCCACCAAGAUCGGCAGAUUGUGACGUGGGAGAUCGCCAUGCAGCACCUUCUUUAUCUCGCGGCCACGGUAGCGUUGGCUGCGAUUGCAGUUCUUGGCAGCGUGAGCUUGACCCCUCCGGCGCAUGACCCCGUCAAGGCAACUCAAGGGCUGAUUGAACGCUGCUUGGGAAAGGUGUACCUCGAUCAAUUCUCGCUGAAUGUUAUUCCUGCCACUACCGAUGGACGCGAUGUGUGGGAAAUUGGGACGAACGGCGACAAAGUUGCGAUCAGCGGGUCGAGUGGCACUGCCCUCGGCUAUGCCCUCCACUGGUACUUGAAACAUGUUGUGCACACCCAAACCGACUGGGAAGAUCACGAGAUCCACCUUCCCAAGACGCUUCCGCGCAUCAGCUCCACCGUGCGUGUAGAACGCAGCUCCAAGUACUCGUACUACGAGAACGUGUGCACCGUAAGCUAUUCCCAAUGGACGUGGGGAUGGGCCAAGUGGGCAAAGCACAUCGAUUGGAUGGCUCUCAACGGGAUCAACAUGCCACUGGCGUUCACAGGCCAAGAGAAGGUGUGGCAGUCUACGUUCAACAAGUUCAACGUGAGCAAUUCUGGGCUCCACAAGUUCUUUGCCGGGUCAGCGUUCUUGGCGUGGGGACGAAUGGGCAACCUCCGCGGGAGUUGGGUCAAGGGUCCUCUUCCCCAGCAAUUCAUCGACGACCAGUUCGACUUGCAGGUCAAGAUCCUCGGCCGUAUGCGGGAAUUCGGGAUGAUCCCGGCGCUACCGGGGUUUGCUGGCCAUAUCCCCGAGGAAAUCACCACCAUUUACAAGAACGCAACCAUUGCGCGAUCACCCAACUGGGGCAACUUCCCCGAUGAGUUCUGCUGCGUGUACAUGUUGGACCCAACGGACCCGCUGUACACGGAAAUUGGGCGCACGUUUGUUGCCGAGCAGCGCCGUCUCUAUGGAUAUACAUCGUCAUUGUAUCAAGCCGACACGUAUAACGAAAUGGACCCGACGCAGCCUGACCCGGUGUACUUGUCGAAGGCAUCCAAGGCAGUCAUCGACAGCAUGACGCUAGCUGAUCCAAAUGCAGUUUGGCUCAUGCAGGGAUGGCUCUUCUUGAGUGGCUACUGGACCAACGAGCGUAUUCAAGCGUAUGUGGGCGGAGUUCCAGACGACAAACUCAUCAUUUUGGACCUUUACAGUGAAGUGGUUCCGAUUUGGAAAAAGAGCCAUAACUACUUUGGCAAGUCGUGGAUUUACUGCGUGCUGCACAAUUUUGGCGGCAAUAUGGGGCUGCGGGGGGACUUGCCAACCAUCGGGACGGAUCCCGUGGCGUCGCGGCUUGCGUCCAACGGGACAAUGAUUGGAGUCGGUCUCACCAUGGAAGGAAUUUUCCAGAACUACAUCGUGUACGACUUGACGCUCCAAAUGGCGUGGGAGUCCAAGCCCGUCGAUGUCCACUCGUGGGUCCCAGACUUUGUGCACAGCCGGUACCACGUCAGCGAUGCCAACGCCAACCAAACAUGGACCACACUCUUGCAUUCUGUCUACAACGUGACGAAAGCGUAUGGAGGCGUGACCAAGAGCCUCGUGACCAUCCGACCGCACUGGAAAAUGAUUCAAGACGGAUUCAUGCCGACCAAAAUCGCCUACGAUCCGAAACAAGUGGCCAUCGCGUGGCGGAGUUUGUUAGCUGCUAGUUCGUCGUCACCAGAAUUGAAGGACACCGACACGUACCGUCAUGAUGUGGUGGACUUGACUCGCCAAGUGCUGACCGAUCUCGUGUACAAGCACUACGAAGCUCUUGAAACCGAGUUUCACGACACCCACACCCCGUUGAGUCGGAUCGAAGGGCGCGCCCAUGCGAUCCUGACGCUCAUUCAAGACAUCGAUCGUGUCCUUGGCACACACGAAGAUUUUUUGCUUGGCAAGUGGCUCUUCGAUGCCAAAGCGUUGGCAGGAGGCCACGACAGUUCGGAGCUGAGUUUGUACUACGAAUACGAAGCUCGCAAUCAAGUGACGCGUUGGGGCGAUUCGAAUGGCAACGUGCUGGGCGAUUACGCAACGAAGCAAUGGUCUGGCCUCGUGGCGUCGUACUACUUGCCACGGUGGCAGGUGUGGCUCAAAGAUGUCGUCGCGGCAUUCAAAGAGCACCGACCUGUUGAUGAAGUGGGGGUACGACAGGUGACGGAAGCAUUCGAGCUUGCGUGGAACCGCGAAACCAAGUCGUACCCGAUCACACCCCGUGGUGAUUCACUCGCGGUGUCCCACGAAUUGUACAAGAAGUAUGUGCAAGGGGCUGUCUUUGACGCGGCCUCGUUCCUGCCGCUGGCAUAAUCAAACACAAAGUCAUGAUUCCACUGCGCUUCAAUUUCAGCCUUCGUAGCGCUAUACCCUUGUCUAAAUGCCAUCUAUUGACUGUGCCGUUGAAGAGAGCUGCGCUGUCGACCUGUGAAUUCUCC